Molecule: messenger RNA, 1137 nt
Organism: Tarenaya hassleriana
Lineage: Eukaryota; Viridiplantae; Streptophyta; Magnoliopsida; Brassicales; Cleomaceae
Exons: 7
Coding region: 1-1137 (378 amino acids)
Source: RefSeq, a predicted model, not a curated record
AUGCUGUUUCUUGUAAUCACGGCGUUGGUAAUCACAACCUCCUCCGGAAGGAGAGAGCUUUCAGAACUACAAGAAGCUGAGAUUCAAAGACACUUGAAACGAAUCAAUGAGCCCGCUGUCAAAUCCAUCAAGAGUUUAGAUGGAGAUAUAUUUGAUUGUGUUAACAUCACCAACCAACUUGCCUUUGAUCAUCCUUUACUAAAAAACCACACUAUUCAGUCGGGGUUCAUAAGUACUCAGUUAUGGCAAAGGAGUGGAAAAUGCCCAGAAAACACCGUUCCAAUAAGAAGAACAACAAGGGAAGAUCUCCUACGAUGGGGUUCCAUCGAAAGUUACGGGAAAAAGGAUCCAAAUAGCAUCCGUAACUAUGGAUCUCACCCAGCUGCAAAUAAUGAUCCCACUGUACAUGAGUAUGCCAUAAUUCGAGGGAGAAGAGGAGGAAUAUAUAACGGAAUAGAGGCUGCAAUCAACGUGUGGAAACCACAUGUUCAAGAAUUGGAUGAGUUUAGUUUGGCCCAGAUGUGGAUUUUGGGGGGCAUUGAUGCUCCGGAUCUUAAUUCCCUCGAAGCUGGUUGGCAGGUGUAUCCAAGAUUGUACGGUGACGAUAACCCCCAGUCUCUUUAUUUUUUGGACCGCUGCUACAACCACAUGUGUUCCGGUUUUGUCCAAACCAACCAAGGGAUCGGUGUUGGUGCUACCUUUGACCGAGUUUCAACCUACGAUGGCGAACAAUUUAUGGUCACACUACUUAUAAUGAAGGAUCCCCAGAGUGGAGAUUGGUGGCUCAUAGUGAAUGAUGUGAGUGUCGGGUAUUGGCCGAAAUCAAUCUUGUCGCAUCUAAAGGGCUCUGCCUCGGCCGUCGAAUGGGGAGGCGAGAUCUUGAACUUUAAAGUAGGCGGCCGACACACGAGCACCGGCAUGGGAAGCGGCCAUUUUGCGGAGGAAGGGUUCAAGAAGUCGUGCAACAUGGACCACAUUUCCAUAGUCGACGAGCAUCAUGCCAAGAGGGAUGCCGAGAUCGAUCAAGCCUUCAUGGAUAAUGCGAAAUGUUACAAUUUAGCUCAUGGGAGUAACGAUCCUAAGUGGAGAACUUACAUCUACUUUGGCGGACCAGGUCAAAACCCUGGCUGUCCGUGA